AUGGCCACACCAAUAUACAGCUCAACCCUCAGGGCCAAUGAGGGAGGUUUGGGGGACUACAAUGAUGAAAUUCGUCAGGAACAACUACGUGAAUUAUCUUACUUAAAUGGCUCCGAGGAUUCUGGUCGUGGCAGAGGUAUUAGAGGCAGAGGAAUCAGAGUGGCUCCCUCAGCUCCUUCGAGGGGCCGCGGGGGUGCUGUUCCUCCUCCUCCACCUCCUGGACGUGGUGUUCUUACCCCACGAGGGACCACUGUGACACGGGGAGCUCUUCCGGUGCCCCCUGUAGCGAGAGGUGUCCCUACCCCUCGAGCCAGAGGGACAGCAGCAGUACCAGGAUACAGAGCACCCCCUCCCCCAGCCCAUGAGGCUUAUGAAGAAUAUGGGUACGAUGAUGGCUAUGGGGGGGAAUAUGAUGACCAGACCUAUGAAGCUUAUGAUAACAGCUAUGUGACUCCAACGCAAAGUGUGGCGGAAUACUAUGACUAUGGUCAUGGAGUAAGUGAGGAUGCCUAUGACAGCUACGCACCAGAGGAAUGGGCCACGACUCGCUCCAGCCUAAAGGCACCGCCACCAAGGUCAGCCAGAGGGGGAUACAGGGAACACCCCUAUGGUAGAUAUUGAAGGUCCUCUCCAGCCGUGAUCUCCUCAAAGACAAUUCAUAGCCUGUGGUCUCCACAUAAACAGCAACAAGACAAGUAAUAGUCCUUUCUGUUUAUUUUUUCUAUUCUAGGAUAAGUGCUCAUAAUUACUCCUACAUAUUUCUUGUAUUCCCCUCUAUACUGUUGGCGUGACAUUGACACUGGUAUUAGUUUGCUAAACAGACACUGGCAAGAAUAGCUUAUAAACCAUUCCGUAGGAUGAUACUCUUGGUUGUUUUUUCAUUGUUGUAUGUAACCCUCCCCCCUUUUCUUUUCCUUUUUCUUUUCCAUUUCUUUUGUAAGAAAGAGCAUGAAUCUGUUAACAGAUUUUGAGUCUCAGCCAAAUAGCAGAACCUUUGUUUAGGGUUGCCUAAAGACUGUAAUAUGAUUUUGAACUAGCUGAUAAUAAAGUUGUAGAUAAGAUGUUUUAACCUGUCUUUUAAUAUCUGUUAGUCAGAUGAAGCUGUUCAACACUGAGUUGUGAAUUUAAUUUUAAAUGCUGUUUUAAUGGGGCUGAAAGCUAGCAGCUACUGUAUGUACGUAGCUAACUGAAUCUGUUCAGUGUUUUAACCUGUACUUGUUAAAAAAGAAAAAAUACACACAUAAAGUUCCAUGUGUGAGCUUCUCUAAAUAGGAAACCACAAUUUGUCAGAUAUGUUUGCCAUAAUUUGUCAAUAAAGCUGAAAACCUUUGUAAAAACUAAAUUUGGAAGUACUUGUUUUCUAGCUUUAAAUGCCUGCUUUAUUUCUUCUUCAAGAGAUGCCUAAAAUGUUUUCUAUUUAAAAAUUACAAAAAUGAA
Molecule: messenger RNA, 1437 nt
Organism: Nannospalax galili (Upper Galilee mountains blind mole rat)
Lineage: Eukaryota; Metazoa; Chordata; Mammalia; Rodentia; Spalacidae
Gene: Khdrbs2
Product: KH RNA binding domain containing, signal transduction associated 2
Exons: 6
Coding region: 1-621 (206 amino acids)
Biological process (GO): regulation of alternative mRNA splicing, via spliceosome
Cellular component (GO): nucleus
Molecular function (GO): poly(A) binding; mRNA binding
Source: RefSeq, a predicted model, not a curated record